Pyricularia pennisetigena is the source of this 4167-nucleotide messenger RNA. RefSeq lists its product as uncharacterized. The transcript has a single exon. The record is from RefSeq and is a predicted model, not a curated record. NCBI's taxonomy places the organism in Eukaryota, Fungi, Ascomycota, Sordariomycetes, Magnaporthales, Pyriculariaceae. Gene Ontology annotation, biological process: regulation of GTPase activity. The coding region runs from base 1 to 4167 and encodes 1388 amino acids.
AUGGGUGCCAGGGACGGACGAGGGGGCAGCACAGGCGGCAGCGGUGAUGGUAGCGAGCACGAGCCGGCACCCCCGCCGAUACCCCCGAGAUCGCACCGUUCAACACCAUCAUCCAUCGCCUCGCAGCCUACGUCCCCAAAACAGUCCACCACUGGCAUACCGAUUUUGUCAGUACAAACCGACGCCGCUGGGUCCCAGCAACCAACAAAAACCUUGGAGAAGAAGCCGGCUGGCGGCGCUCUUCGAAUAAACAUCAAGCCCGGAACCACGGGAACCAUUCGCGCAGUUACGCCCGAGCCCACCGAGCCGCGAACGGCAACAUAUGAGAGUCCUGGGACGAGGACGGGGGGGAUUCGGGAUACGGGCGGAAGCCACACGACCGCCAGCCCGUUGCCGCGUCCUUCGCGCGGCGCCCCGCCCGUGUCAUUACAAUCUUCACCAAGAUCUAAAUCGACUAGUAGCAACGGCGGCGGGGGCGGGCGGCGGCAGGGCAGAGUCUUCACAGAUAACAUUUCCGACCCCGCCAGUGGGGCCUCUCCAGCGACGAGUCCACCCGGACGACAGGUCGCUUUUCGUCCCCGUACGCAUACGCUCGAUGGCGCCUCAGUCUUUCGUCAGCAAAUUUCUCACCCUCCCGAACGGCAGCGGGUCGCGUCCGUAUCCUCGGGCGUGCCCUUGUCCGUUUCCACCGAGAACCUGCGCAGCCCACCGCUAUUGAGGCCCGGGCCAAACUCAUCAGACAGUAUGAUUUACCACACACACAGCGCAACGCCGGCCCUGUCUCCGGAGCAGCAACCAACAGUACCUGCCAAGUCGGCCGGUCGGCGAUUGGUGAAGCGAACCGCUUCAAGGCCAACGUCGCCCCUGGUUUCGCCUCCACCAUCAGUCGACUCGUUACCUCUGCCAAUCCCAACGGCCAAUGCGAAUAAUGUACUUUUGCUGAUGAGGAAUUUGUGCGGUCGGAUGAGGGGUGAGAUUGAGUAUCGAGGGGGCGACAUGGAGGGUCCGUGGUACAGCGGAAUAGGGUACAUUGAAGAGGAAAAGGGCAGUCUGAUGUUCGACUCGGGCGACAAUGGCCCGUUCCACAUCGCCAUCGUACCAGACCUGCGAGGCUGUCGGAUCUUGCCGGUCGACAGGCCGGACAGAGACGGCCCCUGCCUUGAAGUCACAAAUCUUCUUGCAGGUUCCGACAUUACAAUACGACCUUUUGCCGCCGAGGAAUUCGACCUGUGGCUGGCUGCGUUGCUAUCGUGGCAGCAGCUUAGGCCCGGCAGUGUGAAGCCUCCAAGCAUAAGAAACAGCACGACACCUACUCAAGAACGCCCAGAGUACAAUAGGAGAACCUCGUCCCAUAGAUCCAGGGAUGGCGCCAUCAUCAAAGUUGGCAAAGUAAACCUGUGGGACAAGGGCACGGCCAACACUCCCAGGGGAAUAGUGAAACGCCCCUCGACACGAGAUUUGCAGUCCAGCCAGACUAUGUGGAGGAGGGUUUCUUGCAUCCUGCAAGACAAUGGCGAACUCAAACUCAUGACGGAGAACGAUGUUACCAUCUUGUCUGUGAUUGAGCUUCCACAGCUGUCGCGUUGUGCCGUACAGCAGCUCGACAGAUCCGUUCUCGACGAAGACUUUUGUUUGGCCAUAUUUCCAAUUUACUCGUCUACCUCGACGCAGCUGUCCAUCUUCAGGCCCGUGUACCUGGCGCUGGAUUCCAGGGUGCUGUUUGAAGUCUGGUAUGUGCUUCUGAGGACGUUUAUGGUGCCGGAUAUAUACGCACUGGACCCCAUAGAUCCAAGGCAGGUUUUGGAGAUCACCGAUCUCGAGACUGAGUAUGAGGGGACCGAGGUGUUCAGGAUAGAGAAGACCAUUUCGCUGAAGGUGACAGAGGCCAAGCUGAAACCAAAGAUGGUCGAGGCGCCGCCGCCUCAGGAGAGAUACGAAAAGCAUGAAAAGCACGAUAAACAUGAUAGAAACGACAAGUUCACCAAGAGCGAGCCGAUAGAUUUGAUGAUCGGGAACUACCUGGCCGAGGUGAUCCUGGAUGGGGAAGUCCGGGCGCGAACGACGACAAAGACUGAUACGAACAAUCCCUUCUGGCGAGACGAUUGCGAGUUCACUGAUCUGCCAGCUGCUCUGCCUUAUCUCUCUGUGGUCCUUAAAAGACAGGAUGGAAACCUGGAUAGUGCAGGUCAUCAGCUCCAAGCAUCGCUGGGGAUGGCGAAGACGGGCAACAUUCUUGAGGUUAUGUGCGGUUCGGUAGACAUUCCUCUGACCAACCUCGCCGCCGGAAAGGACCAUGAAGAAUGGUUCCAGAUAUACGACAGCCAGCAGCAGUCGAUUGGUUCCUUGUUUGCAAAGGUCCACCAUGAAGAACUCGCUGUACUCCGGGCCAGGGAGUAUAAUCCCCUAUCUGACCUGCUCCAUAACUUCAGUUCGGGGCUCACUGUGCAGAUCUCAAACGCCCUGCCAGGGAACCUUCGCCGCCUGGCCGAGAUAUUUCUCAAUAUUUUCCAAGUGUCAGGAACCACCAGCGAAUGGCUUAUGACUUUGGUCGAGGACGAAAUUGAUGGCAUCAGUAAUCAGGGCUCCAUGAAGAAGCUUCGCUUCGGCAGACGUCUCAAGUCAAACGAGUCGUUCGAGUCGGCCAGUGAUAGAGAGCAACUGGUGCGCGACAUGAGCAAAUCGCUGGCUGGCGAGGCGAACCUUUUGUUCCGUGGUAACUCGCUGCUCACGCAAGCCCUGGAAUUCCACAUGCGCCGUCUGGGCAAUGAAUUCCUCAUCGAGGUCUUGCGCGAGAAAAUCUUUGAGAUCAACGAGAUCAAUGCGAACUGCGAGGUGGACCCAGGAAAGCUUCAGGCUGGAGAGGACUUGCAAACACACUGGAGACAGCUGAUACAGUAUACCACGGAGAUCUGGGAUUGUAUAGCUACCUCGACUUCCAAGUUUCCCUCUGAGCUGAGACAGAUCCUGAAGUACGUCCGAGCAGUUGCCGAGGAUCGAUACGGGGACUUCCUGCGCACGGUAUCUUACACUAGCGUGUCGGGAUUCCUCUUCUUGCGGUUCAUCUGUCCUGCGAUACUGAACCCAAAGUUGAACGGUCUAUUGCGGGAUCUCCCCCGGCCGCGGGCGCAGAGGACGCUCACUCUCAUCGCCAAGGGGCUGCAAGCCAUGGCAAAUCUCUCAACCAUCGGCAGGAAAGAGACGUGGCUUGAACCGAUGAAUAAGUUCAUCGCCUCUCAUCGCCAGUCGGUGAAGGAUUUCAUCGAUGCCAUCUGCGCAGUUCCAGCAGAGCGGUCAAAUCCGAUCCUCCCCCCGUCGUAUUCCACACCCAACACUAUUGCUUCUCGCCUGCCCACAACUGCCCGGGAGGGUCUCCCCUCACUCCCGUAUCUCAUCGAUAUGCCCCGCAACUUUGCCGCCCUCAUCAAGCUGUGGACGGACGCUCGACGGACAUCGGCGACGGGAUCGCCCCCUAGAGGCAAUCCAGGAAAUACCAGAAGUGAGGACCUUGAAGGCGAGUUGCUCAGGUUCGAUCAAGAGUGUUCGGCCCUGUCAAAACGAUCGGGUGAGUGUUCUGCCCGUGUUGAUGGGCUACGGCUUGCCGAGACGGCCUCACAUGCAGACGACCCCUACCUAGAUGCUGCUAUGGAGUAUGUCCACCUUAGCCACAGUCCUGGUGCCGUGCAUGCAGCUGUCUGGGCAGAUCACGACGCACCGCCAGUCCGUCCGCCGGGCUCUUCAGGUUCUGACGGACAACCCAGCGACGGCCUGCUUCUCAGCGGCAGUCGCAGUGCCAGUCGGGACCGUUGGGGCAGGCAGAUCAGUUACGGGUCUGACGUGUCUUCGACGGCUCUCGGGUCAACGUCUUCGGGCGGUCAGUCCUUAACAUCGCUGGGGCAGAAUACCAUCCGUGGUUUGCGCAACGGGAAGCAGGCUCGGAAAUUCUUGAGCGGGCUGAUCAAGAAGUCACGCACGACGAGUCCGGAUGCGGGGGGAAAGGAUCGGGAUGCCAAGGACCUGCGACAUCAUUCAAGUCAGUAUCAUCAACAAUAUAAGGAAAAGUUCGAUCGGGGUCGGGAUGGACAUCGGGAUAGGGAUUACGAAAGGAUCAGGAACGGUGCUAGGGAUACCAGUGCAAGCAGCAAGGCCUCAAGGAACUUUGGCUUCUGA